AUGGGCUCCACGGCGGGCCAGGCGCCCGAGUGGACCGUAUGUCGAUUCUUGAGUGCCAUUGGAAAACAUAGAGCUAACAUGAGUACAGGCCCCAAAAAGAUUUUCAACUACGAUCACUACUCGACAUCAUGUCAUUUUGCAGCACCACUCGUCGAUCGAGAUGCUUUAAGAAACCCACUGACUCACAGCAUCAGUUUCUUCAAGGAGAGAGGGCAUACAGUCGUCGCUUCCGGCUCAGUCGUACCACUGGAUGAUCCGACUCUCCUCUUCACAAAUGCUGGCAUGAACCAAUUCAAGUCCAUCUUCUUGGGAACAGUCGACCCCAACUCCGACUUUGCCAAGCUCAAAAGCGCCGCCGACUCGCAGAAGUGUAUCCGUGCGGGUGGCAAGCACAACGAUUUGGACGACGUGGGUAAGGACAGCUACCAUCAUACGUUCUUUGAGAUGCUGGGGAACUGGUCUUUCGGCGACUACUUCAAGAAGGAAGCGACGAAAUAUGCUUGGGAGCUGUUGACCAAGACUUUCAAGCUGGACCCGGAUCGGCUGUAUAUUACUUAUUUUGAAGGCAAGGCGGAUGCUGGUCUGGAGCCGGAUCUUGAGGCCAAGCAGUUCUGGAUGGACAUUGGCGUCGCUGAGGAUCAUAUUCUCCCUGGCAAUAUGAAGGACAAUUUCUGGGAGAUGGGUGAUCAGGGCCCCUGCGGUCCUUGCUCAGAAGUGCAUUACGAUCGCAUCGGUGGUCGUAACGCUGCACACCUGGUCAACAUGGACGAUCCUAAUGUGCUGGAGAUCUGGAAUAUCGUCUUCAUUCAGUACAACCGAGAGCCUGAUCGAUCACUGAAGCCGUUGCCAAACAAGCAUAUCGAUACUGGUCUGGGUUUCGAGCGACUAGUCUCAGUGCUGCAGAACAAGCCAUCGAACUACGACACAGACGUCUUCACGCCACUAUUCAAGCGUAUACAGGAAGUCACUGGAGCCCGCGAAUACGCAGGCAAAUUCGGCGAGGAGGACACAGACAACAUCGAUACAUCAUAUCGUGUUGUCGCAGAUCACGUUCGACUCCUCACUUUCGCCAUCACCGAUGGUGGCGUUCCCAACAAUGUUGGCAGAGGCUACGUCGUACGACGAGUGCUGAGAAGAGGCGCUCGCUAUGCACGAAAGUACUUCAACACGGACAUUGGCAACUUCUUCUCCAAGAUCGUGCCUACGCUUGUUGAGCAAGUUGGUGAGAUGUUCCCGGAGAUCAAAGCCAAGGAAGCCGAUAUCAAGGAGAUCUUGGACGAGGAGGAACUCAGCUUCGCCAAGACGCUGGAUCGUGGCGAGAAUAUGUUCGAGAAGUAUGCGGAAGAGGCGAAGAAGAAGGGGUCGACGAGUCUUUCGGGCUCAGAUGUGUGGCGGUUAUACGACACUUAUGGCUUCCCGGUCGAUCUCACGAAGCUGAUGGCGGAAGAGCGCGGCCUGACGAUCGACGAUGAGGAGGUUUCGCAGGCGCAAGAGAAGGCGCGAGAAGCCAGCAAGGGUGAGAAGAAGGCGGCUGCUGAUCUGCUGAAGCUGAAUGUGCACGACAUCAAUGCGCUCGAGAAGAUGCCUGAUGUGCCGAAGACGGACGACUCGCCGAAGUUUCAGCGUGACAAUGUCAAAGGUACUGUUCGGGCGAUCUACCAUGGCGGCAAUUUCCCGCAAUCGACAUCAGAGGCGCCGCAAGGUGAUCAGAUUGGUCUCAUACUCGAUCGCACCAACUUCUACGCCGAGCAAGGUGGUCAAGAAUUCGACACUGGACGGCUCGUGAUUGAUGGUGUUGCUGAGCUGGAUGUGCAGAAUGUGCAGGUCUAUGCGGGCUAUGUCAUGCACACCGGCUUCAUGAACUAUGGCGAGCUAAAGGUCGGCGACGAAAUCCUCUGCGAGUACGACGAGCUCCGGCGGCAACCCAUUCGGAACAACCACACCGGUACCCAUAUCCUCAACUUUGCAUUACGAGAAGUUCUGGGUGAUGAGAUCAACCAGCGUGGAUCACUUGUUGCACCGGAGAAAUUGCGUUUCGACUUCUCGCACAAAGCUGGUUGCUCGGAUGAGGAAUUGACGAAGGUGGAGGAUCUAUGCACGAGUUACAUCCGCCAAAACAGCGAGGUAUACGCUAAAGACGUGCCGCUGUCCAAGGCGCGGGAGAUCGAAGGUGUGCGUGCUGUAUUCGGCGAGACAUACCCGGAUCCUGUGCGAGUCGUUAGUAUCGGUGUACCAGUAGAAGAGCUGCUGGAGGAUGUCAAGCGCUCCGAAUGGCGAAGUGUCUCCGUCGAGUUCUGCGGCGGUACGCACGUCAAGAACACGACUGAAAUCAAAGAUCUGGUCGUGCUGGAAGAAAGCGGGAUCGCCAAGGGAAUCCGCCGUAUUGUCGCCGUCACGGGCGCCACAGCCCACAGCGCCCAACGGGAAGCCAAAGAAUGGGACGCUAAAAUUACCAAGCUCGAAGCCAUGCAAUACGGCCCUGACAAGGAAGCCGCCACCAAAGAGUCCCAACAAGAACUCGGCCGAACCGAAAUCUCCGCCGUCGCCAAGACCAAACUCCGCGAUCGUGUCGCGAAAGUGGUGAAGGAGAACCUCGACCAUCAGAAAUCGGCCCAGAAAGCCGAGAACAAGAAAGUCCUAGACGCCAUAACCGAGCACUUCUCCACGCAAAAAGAUGCGCAAACCCUCGUUCUCAGCCUCCCCGUCUCCUCUGGCUCUAAAGCCGUGCAAGAGGCAAUCAAGAUGGUGAGUACGAAACAGAAGGAUAAAACGGUCUACUUGCUUCUCAAGGCCGAGGAUAAGGUGAUGCAUGGGUGUUUUGUCUCCGAGCAGGCGCAGAAGAAGGGCGUGGAUGCUGGGAAGUGGGCUGGGACGGUUGCUGAGGUUGUAGGGGGAAAGGCGGGGGGGAAGGGGGGGACGUGUUUGGGGCAGGGGACGCAGGUGGAGAGGGUGGAGGAGGCGGUUGAAGUUGCGAGGAGGUAUUUGGAGGAGUUGAAGGUGUAG
Messenger RNA from Recurvomyces mirabilis, 3003 nucleotides. It is a transcript of the gene ALA1, whose product is annotated as Alanine--tRNA ligase. The record is from RefSeq and is a predicted model, not a curated record. Gene Ontology annotation, biological process: alanyl-tRNA aminoacylation. The transcript has 2 exons. The coding region runs from base 1 to 3003 and encodes 1000 amino acids. Gene Ontology annotation, molecular function: aminoacyl-tRNA deacylase activity; nucleic acid binding; alanine-tRNA ligase activity. Lineage: Eukaryota; Fungi; Ascomycota; Dothideomycetes; Mycosphaerellales; Teratosphaeriaceae. Gene Ontology annotation, cellular component: cytoplasm; mitochondrion.